Molecule: messenger RNA, 3014 nt
Organism: Sinocyclocheilus grahami
Lineage: Eukaryota; Metazoa; Chordata; Actinopteri; Cypriniformes; Cyprinidae
Product: kinesin light chain 1-like
Exons: 12
Coding region: 294-1793 (499 amino acids)
Biological process (GO): microtubule-based movement
Cellular component (GO): cytoplasm; kinesin complex
Molecular function (GO): kinesin binding
Source: RefSeq, a predicted model, not a curated record
AUUGUCAGCCAGUGCAGCUCUUCGCGAGCGACUGACUGUGUGAUUGUGAGUCUGUUGUUUCUGCGCCACUCUGUGAUUAGAGCUCGUGCUGAGGAAUCGGACUGUCAGUGGCAGGAACUUCCCCCGUCGAGCUGCGGAAGCCUGGACACACACAGCUGCUCCGGCCGCCCGAUUUCAGCCCCAAACCCUCACAGUCGGGCUGCGGAGCGUUAUACUGACUCGAGGCUCGUGGUGGGACGAGCAGGAACAAGCCCUGUUACGGUUGUGGGUGAUCUGGAUGUUCCGCUGAACGGAUGCGUGAGGACAUGUCGAGCGUGGUGUGUGUGAAGGAGACAGAUGGGCAGGGGGACCCCGGAGAGAAGCUGUCCCAGGAUGAGCUGCUAUGUCGGACACGGGAGGUCAUGCAGGGGCUGGAGGCGCUCCGUGCUGAACAUCAGACCAUCCUGGAGGGGCUGAUGGGGACCUUGCACUGCCUCAAACAGAGCCAGGAGGGUCGUGCUGUUGAGGAGAAGACCGCCAUGAUCCAACGCUCUAUGGAGAUGCUAGAGCUGGGCCUUAGCGAAGCACAGGUGAUGAUGGCUCUGUCAGGGCAUCUGAGUGCAGUGGAGGCAGAGAAACAGAAGCUUCGAGCACAGGUGCGGAGGCUGUGUCAGGAGAACCAGUGGCUGAGAGACGAGCUGGCAGGAACCCAGCAGCGGCUGCAGAAGAGUGAGCAGAGCGUGGCCCAGCUGGAGGAGGAGAAGAAACAUCUGGAGUUCAUGAACCAGCUCAAGAAAUAUGACCAGGACCUCAGCCCAUCAGAUGAUAAGGACUCUGAUUCCAGUAGGGAGACACUGGAUGAUCUUUUCCCAGAUGAGCAGGAUGAGCCGGGCCAUGGCAUCCAGCCUCCUCACAGCAGUGCAGUAGCAGCAGCGCAGCAGGGCGGUUACGAGAUCCCCGCUCGUCUCAGAACCCUCCACAAUCUGGUGAUCCAGUACGCCUCGCAGGGCAGGUAUGAGGUGGCCGUUCCUCUCUGCAAACAGGCUCUGGAAGAUCUGGAGAAAACAUCUGGACACGAUCAUCCUGAUGUAGCCACCAUGCUCAACAUUCUCGCCCUCGUCUACAGGGACCAGAAUAAAUACAAAGAGGCAGCAAACCUCCUUAAUGAUGCACUGGCCAUCAGAGAGAAGACCCUGGGCAGAGACCACCCUGCGAACACCAUCACUCAUUAUAUUGAACUUAAUGUGUGUGUGUGUGUGUGUGUGUUUGGGCUUGAACUGAUGCUGUUUUUAUGUCCUUGGUUUCCCCCUGCAGAUGAAAAUAAACCCAUCUGGAUGCAUGCAGAGGAGAGAGAAGAACAGAGCAAGGGCAAGCAGAAGGAUGGUUCUCUGUUUGGAGAGUAUGGUGGCUGGUACAAGGCCUGUAAAGUAGACAGCCCCACUGUCACAACCACGCUGAAGAAUCUCGGAGCUCUCUACAAGAGACAGGGCAAGUUUGAGGCUGCAGAGACUCUGGAGGAGGCGGCUCUGCGCUCUAGAAAGCAGGGUCUGGACACGGCACAUAAGCAGCGUGUGGCAGAGGUGCUGGGAGACCCUGAAGUACGAGAGAAGCAGCGGAGCCGUGAGAGCCUGACCUCAGACACGGUGAAGUACGAAAGCGGCCCUGACGGAGGAGAGGAAGACGGCUCGGGCUCGCUGAAGCGCAGCGGUUCCUUUAGUAAACUGCGGGCCUCUAUCCGGCGCAGCAGUGAGAAACUGGUCCGCAAGCUCAAAGGAGGCGGCUUACGAGAAAAUGAACCCAAAAAUCCGGGGUAACUAUCACCACUUCCCUCCCUAUUCUGAGACCAAACCUCCCCUUCCCAAUAUCCCAAAACAUUCCCACUGCGGACUAAACAAUGACUGGCAGGCGUGCAUGACACUGUGACAUUAAACCUCAAACACAAAACACACUGGAAUAGCAGACUGACUUGCUAUGGUUUAAAAACGGGGAAAGGGAAAUGCUCAGUCAGGCUUUUGGGAAGACGGUGUUAAAAUUUUUCGAUAUGAGUUUUAACUAAACUCUGCAGUGUUGAUCUCAAGGAGCAGGAUUGAGCACCUGAGUUUAGGAUCCCAGAGGGACAAAAUUAUCUGUAUCAAUAUGUAUCACCAGAUCUCUGUCUGGAAUGAUGUCAGUAGACUUUCUAAAAAUAAUUUAAAGGGUCAUUGGGAGUCGUAGACUGUAAAUAUGGAAAGGCUGAAGUGAAUUAAGGUGAAUGUCCUAAUCUGGAUUACUCUUAACACUGGAUGACACCAAAAAAAAAAAAAGAAUGCUUUUCCCUUCCUCAAAACAGUUUUUAAAAUGGAUUUAUAGAAUUCUCUCUUUAAUAUGAGGGAGGCAGGAGGUUUACUACUUGGAGAUGGGAUUUUGCACACUGGGAUGACGUUAUAUUGAAGGAAAGUCCUCUGCCGGUAUAUGCAAAGUCUCUUUCUCUUUCACCCAAUUUUAAGUGGAUGAAGGAAUUUUCUUGCUUUAUUAACUGGACUGUAUUUUUUGCACAUGUACAAACCUGUGUAACCCUGAAUUGACAUCUAACGUGACGGGUGACAUUAUGAUGGAGUGUGUUGAGCUCAAAUCACUUGUGUCUGUUACUGGGGUUCCUGUAGCAUCUGAUUUGCCAGAUGUGACUAACUUUCUCUCCUUACCCUGUAAAAUGCAAUUUAUGUUUUUAUUUAUUCCUUGCAUUUUAACUUUAUUUUCUGGUGAGUGUUAUUAUGAUUACUUUAUCUUUUAUGCCUUUUUGCUUGGUGACUUUUCUCGAUGCCUUUUCAUGUCUGCUUGGAUCUGUUUUUUAUUUGAGGACUUAUAUUUCUCUGUGCUGUGUUGUACAUGUGUUUUAUUUUGAAUAAACAUUUCCAUGCAAAUUUGCUGUCUGCUGCAUGCCUGUUUCCUCCAUUUUCUGUCUUGUGGUCUCAUUUGCUGUGUUACCCUUUUUUUUAACCUCUUCUCAUCUUCUUAUAUGUUGUGUCUACCAACUCCCUGGCAGAUAUCUCCUUUUU